Angiostrongylus costaricensis is the source of this 2604-nucleotide messenger RNA. The record is from the annotation of a GenBank genome assembly. Lineage: Eukaryota; Metazoa; Nematoda; Chromadorea; Rhabditida; Metastrongylidae.
AUGGCAAAGGCGAAGGAUCAUGGAGAUAUGAAUAAAGGAAGCUCUGGUGAACCGUAUAGGCCUGGAGAAUAUAGCGAGGUCCACAAUGAUGAGGCUGAAGUAAUGGGUGCAUCAUCGCCAAUGCUAUCGUCUAAUGAUCCGGCAACUGAUUUAGAUGGUGGCGAUGAACACGAUCAUGGUUCUCCAACGGGAUCAGUGCACAGCAGUGGAGCUUCGUCACCACAUGUGCCGUCAAGCCAAGACCACAGUGACCCGAAAAGUGAAAAAAUCUCAUAUUCUCGUCGUAAAAGGGCUACAGGACACAUGGCUUCAGUCAUCUGUCAGUUUGUGGACACCUCUGGCCGAGGAAUAGUGUGUAAACAACGUGCCAUUCUUGGAUACAAGUUCUGUAUAAGGCACAUACUUCUUGACCCAUCAGCACCAUACAAGCAGUGUGAGCACCAUCGAAAACCGAAAAGUAAGAAGGACCUUGCCACGCGUUGUACAAAUGCUAUUCGUAAGGACAAAGAGGAAAACUUUUGCAGUACUCAUCUGAUAAUGAAUGGAAUGAAGGAGGCAAAGAAGAAAGAGAAGGCAUCCGUUGCUCCUUCGACGAACAGUGAUGGCGGCGUUGACGUAACCGAGCCUGCGGAAUCGACUCAAGUAGUUUCUGGAAACGUGGAUUGCUCUGCAACAGGAGAGCAGUUUGUUCCAUCAAACGAAGUUUCCACUAUCUUAUCUUCCGAUCCUCAUGAUGUUUCGCAACCGUUCGUAGCAUACACAGAAGCCGGAAGAUUUACUACCUCAUCAGUGUCGAGUUCGCCACUGAUUGCCUGCGUUGCUACAUCUACGGUAACCAGUCUCAUCCCGCGACAACAAAUGGUCGCUCCUACGUCCGUAGUUCCGGCGAUGACAUCCACACGACAGUCACUGCUGCCACAAGCACCAUCGAGCGCAACCACGUUGAGACAAUAUGUGCAGAACAACACGUUCCUGUCUGGAAAUUCGCUCCGUCAACAAGUACCUUCGUCCAGUACCUCUGUACAGCGACAACCAGCGCUUUUUCCGGUUGCUAUUGCCGGAUCGAGGGACACUCGUCAACCGGUCUUAGCGCAGCUCAAUAUGGAGAGUAAACGUCACUUUGGAGUGCCAACUGGAUUAGUGUCAUCAUUGGAACCACAUGUUGCAGCAUCAGACGUGACGAACAACAUGCCACAAGGUAUGAUUCCUCAUCAAAUGGCCGAGCGUGAAGAGAACCGAAUUUUUGCCCAGCAACCACCACUUUCUGCCGUUCAAGGCAUUGAACAACAUUCUGCAACAGCUCCGAUGUGCCCUCCAACAAUUAUCGAAUCACAACCCAACAGUGCACAUAUACAGCGCGCUGCUCUUUCUGGCAAUUUGCAACACCAACCGCAACAGCAGCAACAACAACAACAGCAACAAAAAGCUAACUUUAGCCAGCGACAAAUUCCACCGGGUGCAUUGGCAGCGUUACGUGCUCAAGCCCAUCGCACUCGUUCGUUGUCUUCAACUGCGAUUCAAAGGAAUCAUCCACAGCUAGCAGCGAAGUUGCUCGAAGGAGGAGUACGAAAUGCGCGAAAUUCUCGCUAUGCAGCUGCUCUUUCUAUAGCAAUUGCUCGACAAAAUCAGCCACUUCCUUGGAAUGCGCCCCCUAUCGCACGUCGAACGCCUCCGUCUAGUGAGGAUGAGGAUUUCGGUAAAGAGGCAAAUGGCAGUAAGGUGAUUCGACUCCGAAUGAAGCGCCAGCGUCGCCGUAUGGUCGGAAUUUACCGUGCGAUUCCGGAAAUCGACUCAAUGUGCCGUGCAGUGGAAGACGUUGAUUAUGAUAAAACCGACUUAUUUCCACUUGGUCUUGAGCCUUCGGAUGACGAAGAUGCAACCUAUCCAUCGUCAUCGAUUCUUCCAACCGCAAGUCUCGCCGUAUCUAGCUAUUCUGGUGAUUUGUCCACACAACUCUAUCUUAUUAAAAAGCAACUUCGACUAGAAAGGCAUGCACUGUUAAAGCAGGCGCAGUUAAAUGCGCAUAUAAUGUGUGCUUCGCGACGGUUACCGUUGAGUGUGGGUGCUGCGCUUCGCCAACGUUGUGAUCCGUCUCCUCCACCAUUACAACUGGCACCGGCAUCCUUACGCAGAUGCUGUCAACUAGACAACACCAACAAACAACGGUGCGAACGAGCUUGUUUACCCAUGUCAAAUCACUGUGUACAUCAUGUACUGUACAAUGUAAAUCAGCGACUAUUCGUGUUCUGUACGCAAUCGUUUUGUCGUCGUCCAGUGAACUCCAUUGACGCGUUAUUGUGGGACGGAAAAUGUCCACUUCAUAGGCAAUCCAGAGAGGAUAGAUACGGACCAGCCCCAGUUUAUGAGAACAGUUCAUUCGUGAGUUCAGUAUUGCCGGUUUGUUCCCCACCUGGUGGCGAGUCGUCUGCAGCGAGUCUUUUGUUUCAGAAUGAUCCACCACAUGUACUUCUUGCUGAUACCGCGGCACCACUUGACUGUCAACUUUCAUUGGACGUUUCGCAUUCAUGGGAUGAUGUUACCGAGUUUCUGAUGUCAGAAGGUUUUCCAGUCGAUUCGCCGAAUUCGCAAGUGACACCUACAUAG